GUCGCUCCAAGACGCGCUUGCGGGGCCCUUAGCUUACCCUUCAGUUUCAGUCGCGUUCGUUAUUUCAGUAGAGUGAGACGCAUUCUCGAUUCCUGAUAACCUAGUAUGAUAAUUGAUAAGGAAUGAUAAACUUUCAUAACUAAUGUGUUUUGAGUGUAAUCAUCGAGUUUCUCGCGUUUACCGUGUUUAUGGACUUAAAGUUUCACUUUUUCGUAGAGUUUGGAUUUCUGGCGCCGGCACCUAAUGGACCAAUUGAUUUCACAUUACGACAUAUUGUCCAACUGAAGGCACCGCAAGAUGUCGAACAAAUCGCAAACUCUAAUGGAAAUAUUCCAAGAAAUCCUAGCGGCUUCUGGAAACUCAUCGGACAGUAAGAGUAUAAACGAGACGAGAAUCUUAACAGCUCUCAAGGAGCAGGCGUUUAAGGAAAGGAAAGAAAACAUCGGCUCAGUACUCGUCAAGGUGGUGAGCGACGCUCAGAGCAAACUCAAUCUCACUAUCAAACCGGAGGCCUGUAACUAUUGUGAAGGGGACUUCAGAGAUGUGGUUGAGGCGUACAACGGUAUACACGGAUAUGUCAGUCUUAUGGUUUGCACAAUCGGCGUGCUUGCCAACACAAUGAACGUGGCGGUUCUGACGCGGCGGGACAUGGCAGCGGCGCCCAUCAACCGCCUGCUCAAGUGGCUGGCUGUGGCUGACGUGUUCGUCAUGCUGGAGUACGUGCCCUUCGCCAUAUAUAAGUACUUGGUGCUGCCAGAGACCCUGGAUUUCCGGUACUCGUGGGCUAUGUACUUGCUGUUCCACAUGCAUUUCGCUCAAAUACUGCACACGGCGUCCAUAUGCCUCACCCUCUCCUUGGCGAUAUGGAGAUACAUCGCUAUAAAGUAUUCAGACAGGAGCCACAUUUUGUGUACUGAAAGGCGAUGUAGUGUCGCUAUAUUGACCAGUUUCUUAUUACCGCCCAUUUUGUGUAUUCCCACGUUUAUGGUGUUUGAUAUCCACACAAAGAAUGUGAGUGAUGUACCAGGGGACAUUGCAUAUCACGUGGAUUCAGACAACCAGGGCAAACUGUACCAAAUCAAUUUCUGGGUGCACGCAGUCGCGAUAAAACUGUUGCCUUGCUCAAUAUUGACAGUAAUCAUUCUAUGGCUGAUACGAGCUUUGUACAGUGCCAAUCAGCAUCAAAAGAAUCUGCGGAAUUAUAGCGCUUGUCCAGCUGCGGAGAAAAUGGUAAAAAGACAACACAAGGCCGACAAAAGGACGGACAGAACAACAAAAAUGUUACUGGCUGUGUUACUCCUGUUUCUAGUCACGGAAUUACCUCAGGGAAUACUCGGUUUGAUGAGCGGAUUACUCGGGAAGUGCUUCUUCGAUCGAUGUUAUAACUUAUUCGGUGAGCUGAUGGACUUUUUGGCACUUUUGAAUGGAGCGAUCAACUUCAUCCUGUACUGUUCGAUGUCUAAGCAGUUCAGACAGACAUUUAGAGCGUUGCUUCUGCAGAGGCACCUCGCUCGAUUCCUUCCCCCUACUGCGUCGCACUCGGACUCUCACAACCAGAAUACGUGCACAGAAAAGAUAAAAAGAUAACCGCUGCAGAGCGUCAGUAAAGUAUGAAUUGCUUACGAAGGGUGAAACGGCGGGGCUAGUAAUGAAAUAAACCAUUUGUAGAAUAUUUAUUAAUUUUUAAUUAUUCUUAUUUUAACCAAAUGAAGUACUCCUAGCUCGCAAAGUACCUCAUGAAUAUAAAGGGAACUUUAAUCGGCUCUUAAAAAUACAUUUUAAUUUGGAAAUGUCCUUCAAUAUUGUUUCUGAGGUCAAACAAGGGUCCCUAAGCUUCACCCGAAACAAUUUUGUUUAAAGGGUUGAGUUUGU
This is a messenger RNA of Bicyclus anynana (squinting bush brown), 1872 nucleotides long. It is a transcript of the gene NGR-A8, whose product is annotated as G-protein coupled receptor dmsr-1-like. Lineage: Eukaryota; Metazoa; Arthropoda; Insecta; Lepidoptera; Nymphalidae. Gene Ontology annotation, biological process: G protein-coupled receptor signaling pathway. The transcript has 8 exons. The coding region runs from base 298 to 1587 and encodes 429 amino acids. Gene Ontology annotation, molecular function: G protein-coupled peptide receptor activity. The record is from RefSeq and is a predicted model, not a curated record. Gene Ontology annotation, cellular component: membrane.